AUGGACUCAGAUGAAUCGGACUUUUACGGAGACGAGGAGGUAGUAGCUGGGCUCGAAGCUCGAGUCACAUCCUUCGACGUUGCUCAGUGGUGGAAGGAGACCAAUGCUGUCCAGAUUACCCGGAGAGUUAAAAAUGAGCCUCUUGACAGUACCAAGCUCCACAACCCGUACGCCGGCGUCCCCUACGCGUGGCAGUUGACAGAGACCGUCAACGAUUUCCUUGCCCGUAUCCCUCCCGAGACAACCGAGCACAGCGAUCUUCUCCCAUGGAUCUUCAUCUGCAAUCCGUAUAUCAAUCGGAAAGUCAAGUUUGAAGCGCAGAAUCAACGAAGUAGGGGCAACGAGGACGAGGCACCCGAGGAGGAGGGCACCCGGCUUGACACUUUGAUCGAGGGAGGCAUGGAGAGGUUGAACAUCCUGCUCAGCUUCCAGCAAGGCAUCAACAACACCAAGAAGUCUAUGACAGCCAAGUCGAGAGAGAUAGAUCAGGAAAAGAGAGAGGCUAUCCAGGACAUCUUAGGUCUUGCAUAUGCAUGUAAGAUCAAAGCUGGCAAGGCAAGCAUUCCAUGGUCUCGCUGA
Messenger RNA from Colletotrichum spaethianum, 579 nucleotides. RefSeq lists its product as uncharacterized. The record is from RefSeq and is a predicted model, not a curated record. The coding region runs from base 1 to 579 and encodes 192 amino acids. Lineage: Eukaryota; Fungi; Ascomycota; Sordariomycetes; Glomerellales; Glomerellaceae. The transcript has 2 exons.